CCGCACCGCACCCCCACCCGCGCCUGUAGGAUGAUGAAGCUCAAGUCCAACCAGACCCGCACCUACGACGGCGACGGCUACAAGAAACGGGCCGCAUGCCUGUGUUUCCGCAGCGAGAGCGAGGAGGAGGUGCUACUUGUGAGCAGUAGUCGCCAUCCAGACCGAUGGAUUGGCCCUGGAGGAGGCAUGGAACCGGAGGAGGAACCAAGUGUGGCAGCAGUCCGUGAAGUCUGUGAGGAGGCUGGAGUGAAAGGGACAUUGGGAAGAUUAGUUGGAAUUUUCGAGAACCAGGAGAGGAAGCAUAGAACAUAUGUCUAUGUGCUCAUUGUCACAGAAGUGCUGGAGGACUGGGAAGACUCAGUUAACACUGGAGAUGGGGACGGAAGGAAGAGGGAAUGGUUUAAGAUAGAAGAUGCCAUAAAAGUGCUACAGUACCACAAACCCGUGCAGGUGUCAUAUUUUGAAACGUUGAGGCAAGGCUACUCAGCCAACAAUGGCACCCCGGUCGCCGCUACCACAUACUCGGUUUCGGCUCAGAGCUCGAUGACAGGCAUCAGAUGACGGUAGAUUUGCUGUAAAAGAAAUGGAAAUGGGAAACUAGACUGAAGUGCAGAUCCUCCUUCUCACCCUUGCUCUUUUCACCUCUCCUCACAGGCCGCCUCUUUGAAAUAAGGCAUGAUUGGCAGCAGAGAAAGGGUUUGUUGAUAAUGUUGCUUUUGGUGUUAAGUGAUGGGGCUUUUUCUUCUCUUUUUAUUGAGGGGGUGGGGGUUGGGUAUGUAAUUUGUAAGUACUUUUGUGCAUGAUCUGCCCCUCUCUUUUCACAACCUUACAAUUCUCUAAAAAGAGGCAGCAUUUCCUCUGAAGUGUUCCUGAUCAUCUCAUCCCAGCCCUGGCCAGACACUUUUUUCUUCUUUGAUUUUUAAUUUUUUUUAUUAAAAGAUACCAAUACGAAAAAAAAACUUACUUUUACCUAUGUGGGAAAAAAUAUAUAUUGUGAAGUAAGAUUCAGAAGAAUGAAAGACUUUAUUCAGUAUCCAGCUUUACUGUAAUUAAAGGAUAAAAGCCACAAACAGGGAGAAGUCAGGUUUCCUACUGCUAUCUAACUCCUUCCUUUUCAUUAGGAUAUCUGCACAACACACACAUUGAAUAUAAGCAGUCUCCAAUAAAUAUAUAUUUUCUAUAGAAGUAAGAAAUGCUUCACAGAUUCAUAGAUUACAGAUUUAUUUACUGUGAACAAUCCUCAACAGAUCUGGUAAAUCAUGCUAGAAGCAUUCUAUGAUGGUCUUGCAUGGUAAUAAAUACCAUUAAUGCUUUGCCAGAUCUAUUAUUAGUGUGUGUACAGACAUGUAGGAGAAGAGGGAUUGCAGUCCUUUUGUUAUCUCUUUCCUUCCCAUUGGGCACAGAAAUUUAUACAACAUACCUAACUUACUUCAUAAAGAAUGUGUACUGGAAAAAAUGAACAUUUUAUUUAAAACUUCUUCAGUAUUUUAUACUUUAAAAAAUGUAUUAGAAAUAUUAUUACUAUUUCUUGCAAGAACCCUAUACAGUAGGCAGCCAAUCAUUUUAAAGACAAGAACAUGGAUACCUAGAGAAGUUAGGUAAUUUACCAAGUACAGUUCUGACUCCAAUUUCCAUGUUCUUUUCUCUGUACCUCACUGCUUUAUCAAUACUGUUUAAAUGGUAACCUUAAACAAGAGCUAAAUGCAAAUGUAAAAUUGUACUUCCCUCAAGUUUGAGAUGAAUAUAUAUAUAUGAAAGAAGGACUAAUGCUUGAAUGUAUGAUUUAAUUUUAUUUUAAGAAUUUGCCAUUGUACAAUGAAAGAAGUAAUUUUCAGGUGUGAUGCCACCAAAAAAAUAAAAUAAUCUAUACUUAUUAAACCAAGCAUGAUUUUCCUAUUAGGCAAGCAAUCAAAAUAUUAAUAUGAUGACACUUGGCUAGAACAUCAUAAAAAAAUCCCUCUCUCCCUCUCUAUCUUUCUUUCUUCCAAUGUAGGUAUGAAAAUUAAUUCACAUGUAACUUUGUAAACUUGUUUUAAAAACAGAUACAUGUUCAUAAAUAUGUUUAUGAUCUAGUAAAUUCACUUUGAGCUAUUUUUCUCUUUGAAGUAAAUAAUCUUCAAUUAAAACUUGCACUCAGAGGUAUUAAUUGCAAUGAUUUGCUUAAUAAGAAAAAAAUUAGAAACUAAAUCAAUGAUGGAACAAAAUAAAUCAGUUAA
This is a messenger RNA of Manis pentadactyla (Chinese pangolin), 2216 nucleotides long. Its product is annotated as diphosphoinositol polyphosphate phosphohydrolase 1-like. The transcript has 2 exons. Gene Ontology annotation, molecular function: diphosphoinositol-polyphosphate diphosphatase activity; bis(5'-adenosyl)-hexaphosphatase activity; bis(5'-adenosyl)-pentaphosphatase activity. Gene Ontology annotation, cellular component: nucleus; cytoplasm. The coding region runs from base 31 to 561 and encodes 176 amino acids. The record is from RefSeq and is a predicted model, not a curated record. Lineage: Eukaryota; Metazoa; Chordata; Mammalia; Pholidota; Manidae. Gene Ontology annotation, biological process: diadenosine pentaphosphate catabolic process; diphosphoinositol polyphosphate metabolic process; adenosine 5'-(hexahydrogen pentaphosphate) catabolic process.